AUGUACAGAUCUACAGAUACCUCUGCUCCUGGCCUGAAAGUUCCAGACAGCAGAGAGUCUGCAGUCAUCCAAGUUCAAGAUGCAGACGAGCUGCGUUUGGCCCAAAUGGGUCACAAACAGGAACUGAAGCGCCAUUUUUCUGUUUGGAGCUUAAUUGGACUGGCUGCUAACUGUACCAUAUCCUGGACUGGGCUUGGACUUGGUUUGAUCACCUCCAUCAACGCUGGUGGGCCCGGUGCUCUUAUCUACGGAUUUAUCCUCGUUUUUAUCCUCCAGUGCUUCCUGGGCACGUCGUUGGCGGAAUUCGUCUCGGCUUAUCCAGUCGAAGGUGGAAUGUACCACUGGAUCGCAGCUAUUGCCCCAAAGCGCUAUAACAGUCUCUUGAGCUUCCUGACAGGCUGUUCUACAGUCUUUGGCUGGAUUUUCACGGCAGCAUCAACAAACUUGGUCUAUGCCUCAAACUUCAUGGCCCUAAUUGCGUUGUAUCACGAUGACAUUAAGCUCAAACCCUGGAUGACUUUUGUUGCAUAUCAGGUCUUGAAUGUCUUGUCAUCUGCAGUGGUUAUGUUUGGAAAUCGUUACAUUCCGAGAAUCAAUAAGUUUGCCUUGGUAUACCUCCAGCUAGCAUGGUUUGUCAUCACGGUCACAGUGGCCGCGACAGCGCCCACCCACAAUGAUAGCAAGUUUGUUUUUCGAACCUGGAUGAACAAUACAGGUUGGGAAAGCAAUGUUAUCUGUUUCAUCACGGGCUUGGUGAAUCCGCUGUUCUCUCUCGGGGGAUUGGAUGGCAUUACACAUAUCACAGAGGAGAUGCCAAAUCCUGGGCGCAAUGCACCUUUGGCCCUAGCAUGCACCCUUAUUAUUGCUUUCAUUACUGGACUUUCUUACCUUCUCAGCCUCAUGUUCUCGGUGCAAGACUGGUCGAGUCUGGCAGACAGUCCAACAGGUCUACCACUGGCAGCGAUCUUUGGUCAAGCAACACAGAGCCGUGGAGGCGCUUUCGCACUGACAUUCCUUCUAUGGAUUGCCAUUGGGCCUUGCAUGAUUGGCUCACAGCUCAGCACUGGAAGAAUGCUCUGGGCUUUUGCUCGCGACGAUGGCCUUCCUUUCUCCAAGGUCUGGGCCCGAGUCAACCCUCGAUUCGGGGUCCCCUUGAAUGCACAAAUGUGUGUGGCAGUGAUCGUAAGCCUUCUGGGUUGUAUCUAUCUGGGAUCUACCACUGCCUUCAACUCCAUGCUUAGCUCUGCAACGACUAUUAACAAUCUCGCAUAUCUCGUGCCCAUCUUCACUAAUGUCGUGCUGAAUCGCAGCACGAUGCAUCGCGGCCCUUUUCGCCUCCCGCAUAUUGCAGGCAUGACCGUCAACAUUGUUACCGUUAUUUGGCUGGUCUUUGCCAUUGUCUUCUUCAGUUUUCCGUUUUAUAUGCCCGUGACCGCCUCAAACAUGAACUACACGUGCGUCUGUGUUGGCGGAUUCAUCAUUAUCGAGCUCCUGUGGUGGCUGAUCGCUGGCAAACGGUACUCGAAGACUAUGCAGAAGGCAAGGGAGGAGGGGAGUAACGUGAUGGUUAGGGUGGAUAGCAAGAACUUGUGA
Molecule: messenger RNA, 1593 nt
Organism: Aspergillus pseudonomiae
Lineage: Eukaryota; Fungi; Ascomycota; Eurotiomycetes; Eurotiales; Aspergillaceae
Product: putative choline transporter Hnm1
Exons: 13
Coding region: 1-1593 (530 amino acids)
Biological process (GO): transmembrane transport
Cellular component (GO): membrane
Molecular function (GO): transmembrane transporter activity
Source: RefSeq, a predicted model, not a curated record